This is a messenger RNA of Rhipicephalus sanguineus (brown dog tick), 5500 nucleotides long. Its product is annotated as piggyBac transposable element-derived protein 4. The coding region runs from base 307 to 1794 and encodes 495 amino acids. Gene Ontology annotation, molecular function: RNA polymerase II cis-regulatory region sequence-specific DNA binding; DNA-binding transcription factor activity. NCBI's taxonomy places the organism in Eukaryota, Metazoa, Arthropoda, Arachnida, Ixodida, Ixodidae. The transcript has 10 exons. The record is from RefSeq and is a predicted model, not a curated record. Gene Ontology annotation, biological process: regulation of transcription by RNA polymerase II.
AAAAACGCUCUUGGCGACGUUCCGGCCCGGGCUCGCUGGGGCCUGCGGUACGCCCCGACCGCGACCUUUCCGAACGGCGCAAACAUGGGCGCUAGUCCACUCGAAAGCAAGACUCAACGGUCGUAUCCCACGAGCCACGAUCGCAUCGCGAGGCCUAGCAGGCUAACCGGAGAAACGUCGUCUGCAAGCCGAAAUGUCGUCUGUUCAGCGUAGUGGCCGCGGCUGUGGCGUUCGCCCGCUUCGACCGGGUUUUGCUUUUCCUAUUUUGCCGCCGUCUCCGCAACGUCGCGGAGGAUCUUGUUAAUUAUGGACUCAUCGAGCAGCCAUGAACUACAGCAACCAAACACAGAUGUUGAAAUCAAGCAGGAACCAGUCUCACCACCCGGCUCCGACAUAGAAGAGGAGGAAUAUGUGACACCAGACUUGUACAGGGGCCCACAUUUCCCACAUCUUACUGUAAAGAAGGAGGAACCCACCUCGUCGCCAGAAGCUUCACCGAGGAGGUCACCAGCCUUCGAAGAUCAAGAUGCUGGUGACCAUGCAGCAACGCUUGCCCACCGAACACCGAAGAGGAACACAUCGCCACCACCAGCUUCAGCUUCCAACGAUGUCGGCGGCAGCCGCGACCAGACGGAGUCGGAGUCUGAAGAUGGACGUGGUGGUGCUGUGCCGCUACAAGUGUGCCUUGAAGUUGGCGAGACCGCAGGACCCUGGGUCAACAAUCACGCAAGCUCUGGCAGCGACUCGUUGGUGGACAAAAACAACAAUGGCAGUGGUGGCAGCAGCAGUGAUGGGAGGACUACAAAGAGCCAACCCCUUCUGUCGGCAGCGGCCAUCAAGAGCGGCCGUCGCACGCCACUGCAGUGUCCGCUGUGCCCGUACACAACCCACAAUGCAACCACCAUGCGCGAGCACCUGCCCGUGCACACGGGCGAGCGGCCAUUUUGCUGUCCCAUGUGUGGCAAGCGCUUCUCCCGCAAGAAGUACUUUCGGGUGCACCUGCGCCUGCACGACAAGAAGGGAGACAAUGGCGUUUUCGGUGCCAGCGGCGACGGCAGCAGCACGCCGAGUGACUCGGCGACUCCAGCCAAGACAUCUCACGAGUGCGAGGUGUGCGGCGAGACCUUCACGCAGCGCCAGCACCUGCAGAAGCAUGCGCAGGCAGCACACGCGGUUGACGGGGCGGCGGGUGGUGGCAGCUCGGACGGCAGCAACGGCAGCAGCAACGCGUGCCCCAAGUGCAACAAGAGCUACAAGUACCCAGGGAACCUGCGGACGCACAUGCGCAUACACACAGGGGAGCGUCCCUACAUGUGCGACGUGUGCGGCCUCCGUUUCACCUGCUCCAGCUACCUGCAGGUUCACUUGCGGACGCACGUGCAGGAGAAGCCAUAUGCAUGCCCGCAGUGCAGCAAGACCUUCGUGCACAACUCGGCGCUGACGGUGCACCUGCGCACGCAUACGGGCGAACGCCCCUACCAGUGCCCCCACUGCCCGCUGCGCUUCAGCCACCUGCGCAACAUGAAGCGCCACGAGAUCUGCAUUCACACCCACGAGUACCCACACAUCUGCACGCUGUGCCAACGCGGGUUCCUCGUCGUCACCCAGUGGCAGCAGCACGUCCGCUCGCAGCACGGCCUCGAGUACAGCGACCCGCGCGACAUGCAAGACGACUUUGUGCCUCGGCACGGCCGGAGACCGGGAGCCAUUGCGAGAGCUGCAGUCACCAUCAAACCAAGAGACAGUAGUCUACCAGGCGACACAGUAGCACCAUCAACUGUACCUGGGACCUGAAAAAAAAAUGCGAUGAUCGACUGGAUAUCUGGCAGGCCCUCCACAACAAACGGUGAUACUGCACAUCGUUGAGCUAUGGACUUGCUACGUCGCUGUUACUCAUUAACUCCGUGACUGAUAUUCACUUUGCAGUUGCCUUGCUGCAGUCACGGAACCGUUGUUGCAGAAAACUUGUCGGGGAGUUGGGCAUUAUAUUCCACAGACAUUCUGUUGGAUUCAAUGUUGAAAACCAGUUUUGUUAUAACUUUUUGCUGGUUUGUCGCACUAUAGCGCAAGUGAGUAUCUGCCAAGUGUUAUUUUGUUUGUUUUGGUUUGUUUUGUUUGUCACGCCAAAACAGCACAGCUCAGCAUCAGUUAGUUUAGGUGAGCUUGUGUAAAUCAUUGUGCUGUUAUAGUCAUAGAGUGCAAACAUGCCAUUAAGAAUAGAGUAUUAAAAGUUUAAUUAAUGUUCCUAUAGCCAUGUUACCUGUUGAGAACCAAAGUUCAACUGGCCUUAUGAUCAGGCUUGAGGGUACAUUGAACUAGUCUUUUAGCAAAGGUAUUUUGUCAGAAAGUUCAUUCAACCAUCCUGUCCGAUAUAAAUUAAAGUUUGGGACUUGACUGCAUUUUAACUAGUCUGACAACAUACUAUUUUAUCAUGGACUUCAAAUAUUUUGUCCUAACAGAAUAUUCAUUAUUGUCCAGCUAGAUUAGAGAGGCAUAUUCACAUACACCUAGCCUGCUGAGAAUCAAAGCUGGCCCGGCCUAUGGGCCAGCGUGAGAGUUUUGCAGCGUCAUAGCUAGUCUCGCUAAACUGUUUUUUGAUAAAGUCAAGCUUACUGGCAAUGCAAUGUAAACGAAACUUGUCACUGUUCGACUGCUCUGCCUAUGAGAUAGCCACUUGUCUCACAAAUUUUAAAUUUAAUAUCACUAGCGCCUUUUGUCGCGUAAAAGAAGGCAAUGAAGGUUAGCUGACGUUAGUUUAGGAAGCCACAUAAUCGUUACGCACAACUAAACCAGUAGAUUGUAGAAAUUAGUAAGCACAAAAAACGCAUGACGUCUUGUUUGGAAGCAGUCGUAGGAAUUUCGUGUCAUGCUCACUUUUUGCACGGAAAUUUUUUUUCUGGUGUGUCAGGCCUUUCAUCAUGCUACAGAUAAUGCUAGUGUCAGUAAUUCCAGCUACAUAUAAUCCGCUACACUAGUUCAACUUUGUACUUACAUUUAGUGUUCCUCGGAAGUGCAAACCUGAACGUAUAAUUUCAUGAAUGUACUACCGUAUCGAACGUUUAACUCUGUCCUCACAGAUAUGUCUAUUCCGGGAUUAAUUUAGUCAGUACUGCGUAGCAUUUUCAUCACUUUGACGACGCGUAGAAAAAGCAGUAGCGCUCUCGUUCUUUAAAUAGCUGUGGAGCUUUCAGCACUUACAGUACUGCUACUACGCAAACUAUAAACACUUCCUGUCACUCCAGGACUUGCCAUAACGCUUUUUACAAAUAUCGUACAAGAAAGAAAGGGAAGAGUUGACCUUUGUGAAGUGUAGAGUACAAAAAAAGAAGGAAAAACCGCCUUGAAGUGUACAAAGAAACGUUAUCCCCGAUGGGCCGGGGUGAGAUUGCAGAAGCACAACCUCUCUUGCCGUCUCGUGAUUCAUCAGGCGCUAUGCUUUUCGUCACCAGCUGUCAGCAAGGCAGGACGGAAACGUGCUACUACACGAUGAAUCUAGAAACAGCAAGCGAAUGUUCAGAAAGUGAAAAGUUUGCUUUAUCUCACCCCUUUUUCGGGAUUUCAACUGCAGAAGUGUUUAAGUGCGAGUCACCAAACACUGCAGUGUAAGGAUUUGUUACAGCAGACAAUGUGGUUACAGUACAGCUAGCAGUAAAGGCAAAUUGCUAUUGAGUACAAACAGUUGAGAUUCAUGCGUGCAAAUGGAUGAGAAUCACACAGGUGUGGUAAUAUGAACCAUCUCAAGAUCAGGCUCAUAGAAUACCAUACUAUAAAUGCUAUUAAGAAUUACUGUAUUUCAGAACAAUACAAGCUAAAACUAUUCUUACCCUGUGAGGUAAUUAUCAGCCAUUCACACUCCUAAUCCUCAAAGCUAUUAUGAUAGAACCACAUCCACUAGGGUAAAUGAACAAUGUGGCAGACACAAUAUGCCUUGCCUUUUAGCGCCGCUCUAAAGCUUCAUGGCCCUGAGGUCCCAGGUCUUCAAAGUGUUGUCAUUCCACAGUCAGCAUCAAAUGUUUACAGAUCGCAAGGCUCCAGGAAGAAGCCGAUUAUUUCAACAGCCUGGCUCUAUGCUUACUGGUCUGUACUAGUAGUAUGUCGACCCUCAAUGUAACAAAUGUGGAUAUAAUGAAUUACGUGAUAUAAGAAAGUAAAUCUAAGAUAGUUCCUCCCCAUAUUGGUGUAACCAUUGUCACGUCGGCUGUGGCUUUGCUAUAGCGACAUUUGACUGUGUACAUGUAAAAAACUUAAGGUUGAACAGUUGUACUGGCUGCUUGAAAAGUCGGCUUUUUCCGUAAAUCUCUGAUCUUGGUCCUACCCCUGCCCAAAAUGUUCAUACCACUGUCAGCGCAUUAUGCUGUGUUACGAGAAUGUUUUUCAGCGAACCAACUGGUUUACGAAUGUUGAAGAAAAGUGCAAAGAAGUCCGUUGUUGCUUGUUGUUGGAAAAUAGACCACCGGAGGAUGUUCAGUCACAGCAGUACAAAUGUUACACCUGCAAUUUCGAUACCUGGCACCGUUUGUAAAGUUGGACUACAGGUUUGCAAACGUCGGCAUUUCUUUUAAAUACGACUCGCUACUUUUCUUAUAAAUGUACACAGAAAAUUUUCCUUUCAUUUUGAGAAAACUUUUGUCUUUUAACUCCACUAAUUGUUUCUUUUUGCAACCUCCAAAAAUAUCAUGAUGAAAAUGCAGCCACUGAAAUCUUUGAAAUCUGUGUACUUGGUUAGACCAUGCUUCUUGCAUAUGCUUGUAAUGUAUUUUUACCCUUUUUUGAUGGCGAUUACAUAUGUUGUCUAGUCUGUAAAGUUUUCGAUUGUGACUGUUAUCGCUACUCGCAAAGGAAAGCCGCAAAUGUGACCAUUGCCUAAAAUAUGUUAUGGUAUGAAACACUGUUGCAUGUUUGUACAAAGCAUCUGCUUGCAGAUAGGAUGUUAAUUACUGCGAGAGAGAUGGGAAAUCAUUCUCAUUUGAUAAAGUUUAAAGCAUUUGAGCUUUGCAUCAAGUUAAAGUUGCAAAAUCUCUCUGCCGUCAAACAGCAGUACAACUGACCAUGGCGUCUCAAAGUACCACAUACAGCAGAAAUUUAAGGAUGCAUUUUAAAAACAGAGCUAGGAAAAUAUAUAGAGUUAUGAAAUGUGUGACCUAUAGUAUCGUUUGAUCUGAAUAGAAUGUGUCAAAUAUUCUUUAUUGUCGAGGUAUGAACCCGAAAAAUGAAAAUAUACAUACUGGGAACAUAUCAAUUACGUUCCGGUGGCACUAACAUGCAAAAAUGAAACGUAAUUACGAGAUAACAAGCUACAGAUUACAUUUUCCUUUCUGCAUGUAGAGGUGUGUUUUGAAACAUUUGAUGAUGUUCCGGUUUUGGCCAAGUGAGACUUGUUAAGCCACAACAAUACACUGCAAUUUUAAGUAACUUAAGUGCAAGAGGCGUUUCACAUUGUUUAUUACGGUUCCUAUUUCACUCUGGCAUGUCAGUGCUGAUACAAACUAGUCAGCAUCAA